Molecule: messenger RNA, 901 nt
Organism: Athene cunicularia (burrowing owl)
Lineage: Eukaryota; Metazoa; Chordata; Aves; Strigiformes; Strigidae
Product: platelet glycoprotein Ib beta chain-like
Exons: 1
Coding region: 1-597 (198 amino acids)
Source: RefSeq, a predicted model, not a curated record
AUGCACAAGUCACUGUACAGAUAUCUGAAAAACAGGGCAUUUGAAAGAUGGAAGAGCCAGUGUGCCCCCAACAUUAUUGACUGCACGUCAAAAGACCUAACUGUAGAAAAACUACCAGUUGCUUUCCGCCCUUCGGCUGAAAUUAUCCACCUUGGUUACAACAGGCUCACCUCUAUUCCCAGUGGGCUCUUUGACAACCUAAAGAGCCUCCAGGUAGUCUACCUGCAGGGCAACCCUUGGGAAUGCAACUGUGACAUCCUUUACUUGCGCUCCUGGCUCCAGUGGCAGCAGAACCGGACCUUGUACAGGGAUGUGAGAUGCGCCUCCCCAGCUCACCUGCAGGACCGGAUCAUUGCCUAUCUCACAGAAGACGAGAUCAUCUCCACAUGCCAGUACUGGUACUGCAGCCUGGCUCUCGUCUCUCAGAUCUGUCUCUUCAUCUUCCUUUUCCUCCAGGGUAUCUUGGUUAUCUUCAUCAUUGUCUACCUGCGGAAAUUUCGGAGAAUGACCGCUGAAGCCCGAAGCACCACCCAAGAUCUACACCAGCAUGUAGAUACUUGGGUAUCUUCUUCAAGAAACCCCUACAACAGUGAUUAACAUCACAAGACUGAAGACCCUCCUCCCCCUUGGGUGAUGCUAUGCUGAGGUCAUGUGGUUUGUGAUAUGCAGAGGGGACAGUUCAGUGCAGUGUCUGAUCGUGACUGCAGUCCAAAGCAGGACUUGAACUGAUCAGACACUUGCUGUAUUUCCAAAGACCUGAUCUUGUGGUUUUUAAUGCUUUAAACUCUUUAGCAUGAUCUUGAUUGCUUUGCUGAGCUUUGGUAGACUAGGGAGAUCAUAAACUACAGCAACCAAAACUGACUCGAACUGCUUAUAAGCUUGUAGGGACUGUGGUGCUCGA